This is a messenger RNA of Colletotrichum destructivum, 3277 nucleotides long. Its product is annotated as Putative major facilitator superfamily, MFS transporter superfamily. The transcript has 8 exons. The record is from RefSeq and is a predicted model, not a curated record. NCBI's taxonomy places the organism in Eukaryota, Fungi, Ascomycota, Sordariomycetes, Glomerellales, Glomerellaceae. Gene Ontology annotation, cellular component: membrane. Gene Ontology annotation, molecular function: transmembrane transporter activity. The coding region runs from base 356 to 1834 and encodes 492 amino acids. Gene Ontology annotation, biological process: transmembrane transport.
UCCUGCAUGUUUUGCAUCCUCGCAGCGUCUCCGUCCUAUUCCCGACACCCAACGUUCGGCCCGCGAAAAGCAAACACAACGCGCGCCAGACACCCGGUCAGUCUUGUGAGAGGAAAGAAAGUUUGCCUCUCCGGUUCCUAGCCAACACCCACGACCGCCAGUCAACAGCAGUACGGGCACCUUUGUGAAUGGGCCUUUUCCCCCGCUCUGUCACCAGACUCCGAAUUGGUGAGCCAAAACGGGCGGAACAACGCCGUCGUCCAGUGCCGAAGACGGGCACUUGACGCAAGUUUCGACUCUGUCUCCAGCGACAUCAAUCCGACCGACAACAACCCCGAGUCAUCGCUGCCCCGGUAUGCCUGCUCACUCCGAUCAUUCCGUUCAAGAGGACAGCCACGGUGUCGUGGUGCGGGUGCCUGACAGUGCUUCCAGGGCAGCGGAGAAUGAGAAGAACGGCGCUUCGCCGACGAGUCCUGAUGGCGACCGGUCGAGUGAGCCGGUAGAAUUUAAAGAAGGCGGCUACGGAUGGGUCGUCGUCGGUUGCGUCUUUCUCAUCAACGCUCACACCUGGGGCUUGAACUCGUCUUAUGCCGUUUUCCUCGCCUACUAUCUCAACUCCGGAGCCUUUCCCGACGCAAGCCCCAUCGUUCUGGCUUUCGUCGGCGGCUUGUCCUUCUCCGUCGCUCUGCUCAUCGCCCCGAUUGUAACCUUUUGCAUCCCCCGUAUCGGAACUCAACCGACUCUCGGCAUCGGCGUCGUCGUCCAAGCCGCGGCCCUCAUCGGCGCCUCUUUUACAACCCAGAUAUGGCAUCUCCUUCUAUCCCAGGGCAUCGGCUUCGGCGUUGGAAUGGGCUUCACCUUCAACUCCACCGUUGGCGUCGUUCCCCAGUGGUUUGUCACCCGCCGGUCUUUCGCCAAUUCCAUCGCCACUGCCGGCUCCGGCCUCGGCGGCCUCAUCUACUCCCUGGGAACCAAUGCCAUGAUCCGUAACAUCGGCCUGCCGUGGGCGUUCCGCAUCCUCGCGAUCCUGUCGUUCGUUGUGAACGGCGCGUGCUGUCUGAUGAUGAAAGACCGUAACAAGGCGCUCGGCAGCGUGCAUGUCGCGUUCCACAAGGAUAUCUUCAAGAGGAUCGAAUUUUGGCUGUUCGUGUCCUGGGGCUUCUUUGGGCUGUUCGGGUACGUGAUAUCCGUCUUUUCGCUGGCGGAUUACGCGCACACGGUCGGCUUCAAUGCCAGCCAGGGGUCCAUCCUGUCGGCGAUGUUCAACUUGUCCCAAGGCAUUGGGCGUCCCGUUAUCGGGCUCGUCAGCGACCGCUUCGGCCGCAUCAACGUUGCUGGGCUGGGCACCCUUAUCGCCGGCCUCGCGACGUUCUUCAUUUGGAUCUUCGCCGGCAAGUAUUUCGCUGGCACCAUUGUCUUUGCGCUUUUCGGCGCUUUUGCCGGCGUGCUCUGGCCGACCGUUGGACCCGUCGGUGCCGAAGUCGUCGGGAUCCAGCUCCUCCCAUCGGCGCUGUCCAUCUUCUGGAUGAUCCUUGUCAUCCCGGCAACCUUUGCCGAGCCCAUCGCUUUAACGAUCAAAACCUCGGGGGUUGACGCGUAUCUGAACGUCCAGCUUUUCACUGGUGUCAUGUACAUCGCGGCCUUCGUAUCAAUUUGGUUCCUUCGAGUUUGGAAAAUCAGAGAACUAGAGACGAUCGCUCUCUCAGAAGAACAGCAUGAAGACGUUUUGCGCAAUGACGACGCCGUCUCCUUGACGACCUCGAGGCGAACGGGUCUCAACCCAGGCAUCUUUAGGUCCAUACUUCAGGGCAUGCUGACAUUGAAGCGUGUUUGAAGGAUCUAUCAAGGGGACAUUGCGGAAACAACAUUUACUCAUAGAAGAAUGGCUCCUAGACUCGAUGCCAAGUUCAAACCGCUUACAAAAUCAAUCACCUUGCCGUCUAAACAACCUUCAUUUCAACCAAUCAGUCUCCAGAAUCCCGGGAUGUAACUCGCCAUCAGCCCUCUGACAACUCUGUACAACACUUCGGCUCCGAUGCCUUUGUACGCCUCCUCCGUCGCCAGUUCCACAAACGCCGCACCGAGGUCUCCGUAUGAAACGGCCACCCCGACGGACUCGACGCUGAUUGAAUACCCGCUGGCCUCUUCCUCGAUGAUCGCCGGUGGCUGCACGAGCAGCAACUCCAUCAGUCCCGGCUCGGCUUGCAACGUCUCAUGGGCCUUGAGGAGGUCGGCGUAGGGGUAGUAGAAUGCGUUCUUGAUGGCCCACUCCACGGCAGCCGGUGUCUUCGCACUAAAGCGCUCAUUCCAAGUCGCCGACGAGAGCAGGAGAAAGCGCGGUCUUGCCCAGUCCCCUCCAGCGUCAUCCUUGAGUUGCUUCAGCGCUGCAACCAUUGCUUUUGUGCCGUCUUGAAGCACGCGGACGGUGGGCUUGUUGUCGUUGUCGCCGAGCGUACAGAUGAUGGUGUCGGCGCCUUCGAGGCACUUCUUCACGCCGGAGACGUCGGUGACUUGGCCUUCGAAUAUCUCGACAUUGUGGUCGGCUUUGAAUUGCGGGAACUUGGAGAUGAGCUUCUCGCGAGAGCGGACGAAGAUCUUCAGCCUAAAGGGGUUGUUGGGCUUCGCAAGGAGGGCUUUUAGGGUUUCACUUCCGGUGCGUCCCGUUGCGCCAAAGAAAGCCAGGGUGCGGCCGUUGCUUGGUGUGGUUUCCGCCGACAUGGUGGUAAUGUGUAGUAUCUCUCUCGAUUCUCAAAGGUUUUUUAUUAACUACUUGACUGGAAAUGUCCAUGGGCGCAGGGCCGGGACGCAGAUUUAUACUCAACAUCUGUGACGGUUAAGAUACUUACUUUCGUCUCUUUUGGUCCGAUGACGUUAUGAGGGGUGAGCAGGCGGGUUUUGGCCGGACACCAUCCUGACCGGCUUGAUCUGGACAAAUGCGAAAGGUCGGUCCGUGGGAAAGAACGCCCCAUAAGAAUGAGCCGGAUAUCUUCGAGAUGAACCCAAGGCAAUUCAAGCACGGGGUAAUGGAUUGUCCAGUCUGGAUCGACUCAUCGAGCGGCCCGUCUGCUACGACGACUUAGCGCAAGAUCGUCGUCAUAGACUCUGCGAGCCCUUGGUGCACGGCGGCAAACAUUCGCCGAGCACGCGAGCGUCAUAGUCUCAUAGGCUCCGCGAGAAGUCAUGUAACCCCAGCUCCACCGCCAUGCAACAAGGCACGAGCUCAGUUAGGGGAAGGGGUGUCGUUUUGGUUAAAUUGGAGAUGCAGUGUCUUUUUUUC